GGAGAAUCGUAUUUUUGUACGUUGUAACACCGAACGUUCUCAGAUUAAACUGAAGUUAAAAAAGUACAUAUGUAUUCGUAUGAUAUAAGAAGUAUGUAUAUGUAGUCAAAGAAACUCGUGCGUCAGCAGCAACGUGUGUGCAAUUCAGGUAUCCAUUCUUUUCUCUCUUUCUCACUUUUACAUUUACCAUCUCUAUCGAAAGUAUACGCAACGUUGAGUGACGUCGCACAUAUGAGCUUGUGCGCGUGUGUGUACAUGCGUGAAUGUGUUCACGCGUUCACUGUAUAGAGUAUUAGUGCGUACGUGCGCCGCGUUGUAGGAACGUCCAGGUAAAAAAAAGAAGAAGAGGUAGAGAAGAAGACGAAGACCAAGAGGAGGAAGAAGAAGAAUAAGGGAACGGAGGAGGUGCGGCACGACACUCUGAACGAAGAGAAGCGAGUCCAGUGAGCCGUUCGCCGCGUGUCGUGCUUGAUCUUUCUCUGCGUCUUCCAUUUUGGAGAACCAACGUUCCCAACUUUUUUAACGAUAUAUAAUAUAUAUAUAUAUAUAUAUUUUUUGUUGGCGGGAUUUUUCCAAUAAUUAUUCUCCAUUUCUAACCGAAAUAUUAUUGCCAUUAUUUUAGCCCCUAAUCAGGAAUGGAUACGACUACGAUAAUGGAGUUGUUUAAUAAUGACAAGUUUUUCUCUUCGUUGUUUUUUUAAAUUUUAAUUGAAAAAAAGAGUGAGAUAGAUAUAAAGAGAGAAGAAGUAAAAUUAAAAAAGACUGUUAUUGUAGUGUUCGUUUUCGUUGUAAGAGUUGUAUUGUUAGCCUUGACGGGCGCCAGCCGGUCGCGUGUACUCUCACGCGCACGUGCACGCACCGAUACCCUUCGAACGUAACUGAACGUUCAGUUCAGGGAUUGGAUUACUCUCUUUCUUUCUUUCUCUCUCUCUCUCUUUCUUUCUUUCUUGCUUGCUUGCUUGUUUUCUUUCUUUUUCUAUGUUUUUUGUUCCUAAAUUUGUCAAGAUUCGUUGGGAUUUUAAGUGAUAAAAAGAAGAACCCAGAUAGUAUUGGAUGUAUGAGUAAAAAGAAAAAGUUUGAGACAUGUUAUGUGAGAUUUUUUAAUAAAAGAGGAGCACCAUGUCGACGACCGACGUGGUACGAAUUUCUCCUCAGCAGCAGCAGCAGCAGCAGCAACAACAACAACAGCAGCAGCAACAGCAACAGGGAUCGUCACUCGACGAGGAACAAGGAAGACUGAAAAACGAUUUGCAGUAUCUUCGAAGAAGGGGACUUCUCAAGGCGCCAGGCGAAUCGUCCUACCAAGGACGUAAAUGUGCAAGAUGCUGUGCACCGUUUGGUAGAUUUUACAACACAGGGGCUACGUGUACUCGUUGCAGGUAUAGGGUUUGCAAGCAGUGCCGUAUCGAGGUCAGAGGUCCGAACGAAGAGAACGAGAGUGGUAAAGACGUCGAAUGGAUUUGCAACGUUUGUUAUAAAAUUGCAGAAUUACACGUUAUCACUGGCGGCAAAUGGUUGUACGAGGAUCCGUUUCCUAGAGAAAUAAUCGAUGAUAAAAAAUCAUCACCACUCGAUAUAUUAAAGCACAGUAUCCGACGUGCCUGGACGAUUAACGGACCACCUAUACGUUGGUCAGCUGCAAGGAAGUCACCGGAAUUGCGAAUUUAUCGAAGUUUACCAACUAGACGACAGGAAUAUCGAGAAUCUAUUGAAAAGAAGAAAUAUGCCAUAGGAAAGGAUAAUUCAUCGGUGUCAAGAUCAGUGGAAGAAAAUCGAACGAGCUUACCUCCGACGAUCGAUAUUAAAAACGACGAAUCAUCCUUUCUCGAGAAAAUUAUUUCGCGAUCCGAUAUUAACGAACGAACGAAAAAAAACGAUAAAAUACGAUUGGACGAGGAAAUUGCGGUGGCAUCAGCGACAACGGCAGCAGCAACCGAUGUUGUUCCCAUCAAAAAUUCUUUCAAAAGGAACGACAAAAAUCUUAUCAAUGGUGCCAAGACGAAGGAUGGGGGACAGGAAGAUACGAUAGGUGGGAAUAAUAAUCAAGAACAGUGCAUCGUUGUUGGUACACCUAGGAUCUCUUUACUCAAACCACCGAGAAUUCUUUCCAAAUUAAUCUCGCCGGAUAUUAAAUCGUCCCAGAGCAAGUAUGGCGAAAGAAAAUCGAAUAUUCCUAUAUUUAAAAGGAGUUCCAAGGAAUUCGAGGAUAUCAGGAGUCCUCAGGAAUCACCGAGACGAUCUCUUAUACCACAAAGAUAUAGAGGAAGCACCGACGACCUUAGACGCAGUCGUGAGGAUAUAAGCGUGCCAAGUUUGAUACCGAAACUCCUGUCACCUCGAAAUAAAGAGGAUAGAUUAUUAAAACGUCAGGAUAGCAAGGACGACGUUAGAACGAACGUACAAAAUAAACGUAUCGAAGCAUCAUCGAUGCUUUUGCGAAAAGAUUUGAAAGACGAUACGAAAGGUGGUGGUGGUGGUGGUGGUGUUGGUGGUGGUGUUGGUGGUGGUGUUGGUGGUGGUGGUGGUGUUGGUGUUGGUGGUGGUACAUCGAUCCUAUCUCAAAACGAUAAUAGUCAUCAUAGUAACGCUAAAGAGGAAAGUAAAAUCGGUAUACGAAUAUUCAAAGGAGAUAAUAGCAAAGAGGACGUGGGCAGGGAGAGUACAAAUUCAAAUGCGAGCGUUGCUACAAAAGGAAAGCAAACUGGCAAGGAAGAGGAGGAGGAGGAGGAGGAAGAGGAGGAGGAGGAGGAGUUUCUUGCUGGUGUUAGAGUUAAGGAGGAAAAGGAGAGGAUGGAGGAACGUGUGGGCGAAAUCACAACGUCCAAAUCGAAAUUUACCUUUGCCUGUGAACAAAGCAAGAAGAAAAGGGAAAGCUCCGAUGACGACGGAGCAAAGCAAACUAGACGACAGUUUGUUAUACUCGAACAGAAACGUAUCGAACAAGUUGACACGAUGUUAGGUGUCCUUGAUCAAAGUGAAAAAGGUAAAGAACAAAUUCAAAUGGCAAUGGAUAAUAAUGGAUUUCGAGAGAUUCCUCAAGAGGAUGAUAAACUUGUCGAAGACAUUCCUUCCAAUGAUCUCGAUAUUGGUAAUAUGUGUGAUACGAACGAUCGAAGAUCAUCAGGUGAUAUUGGUCAUGCGAAGAAAAUGGACGAAUUCCAAGUGGUACGCCGGAAAUUUUCUAAAGAAGAAUUUUCUAACCCAGACGAUACGGACGAAACACCUAACAAGCGUUGCUCUAGCCAGCAUUUGUCACCUGAGGCAAGCCCCUUGAGUACAAGGUCCUCGAGGUAUAGCCCACGAGAGAGUGAAAGCGAACCGACACCUGCACUUCCACGGAAAAUAGGUGGAGACUCUUGCUCAGCUUCUCAGAGAAUACGAGAUGCAAUAAGUAGGAGCAGAAGGGAAUCGAAUAGUAGCGCAAGAUACGAGAGUAGUGGCAGCGAGAGUGUAAGACUUAGCGAGACGGGAUUACACGAUAGCGUUGAUCUGGCAAGAAAGUUGAAAUUUUUUGGCGGUAACGGAAGUAGUACAAUACCAUUGAUCAUCGGAAACGACGAAGUGAUUCAACGAGAUAGUGCAACGAGUGCAGGGGAGGAUGAGCCACACGAGGAUGGUCAUAGCAAUAGAAUUGGUCCAGUAUCCUCUCAGGGAAGAUCUAUGCUUCGACGACGUAGACAAUUCGAUGCUCAGGGUUCGAGAAGAAGAGGCCGAUCGCACGCUAGAACUUGUUGCGGGGAAGAUCUUCAGAGUCUUCAGACAUUUCACGUGAUUGGACGUGCCGAAAGACAAGAAAGUCCAACUGGAAGCACCAGCAAUAACAACAAUAAUUCCAACAGCAACAAUAAUAAUAAUCACGGACAGGAUCAGCCGAUAGUCGACUACAGAAGAUUGGUAUUCAUCAGCUCGGAUUCUUCAUCCGGUCGCGAGGAAGACGAUGCAGACAGCAGUUGCUCCAGUUCCUCUUACUUGAACGGUUUACCACGCGGCAGUAGCGGUAGUCACGCUCAAUCCCUCGAGGAGGAUUGCGAUUGGGAUUAUUUCGAGAGCGGUUCCAUACCAGUCGUCAUUGGUGGUACCACCAACACCAACGUUGCCACUGACUCCAAUAUCUCGCAGGAUUGGAGUUGUUGUCCUGGACGUGGAUCAUCCGCUUGUCGAGCUUGCGGGGGUUCUGGAAACGCGAACGUACUUCCGGUGCCAGUGCCCAUACCAGUCCCAGUACCAUAUCCGGUCCCAAUUCCGGCAGCUCUCUGGACCGGUGAUUUCGCAGCUGCAGCCUCCUCGAUGAUAAGUCGAGCUGGAGAAUCUGAACCUGGAACGUUGAGAUUGAGAGGAGAACCAGGUGCACCUUGGUUCGCUUGGCAUCCAAGAUUUAAUCAACCUUUGCAUCGUGGUAGACUCGAUCCAAGACUGACAGGUAUCUUCGAUCCAACCAGUUGUACGUUUAGACCAGAACAAGUGAUCGGUCCACGUUUAUACGAGUCACCCAUCGAAACAUCAAUUUCAUCGGCUCAGGAAUCUCUCGGUCAUCAUCAUUUGGGAAAUACCGGUGGGGAGACGGUGACCAAUCGCGAUAAUAAUUUAGGAAAGUCUAAUUCAAACGUGGAAGACAAUUUGAUGAACGAAACUUUGCCGAAUAAAGAGCACGUCGAAUCGACAGAUAAGUUAACUGAACAGAAAGAUGAUUCUAACGUCGUCAAUGUGGACAAACGCGUACAAACCGAGAACAGAAUGGAGGAAAAUGAAGAGGAAGAGGAAGAGGAAGAGGAAGAAGAAGAAGAAGAAGAAGCUGUUUGCGAGGACUCUUUAUCUUCGUCAUUUGAAAGUAGGGGCCAAAUAAUAUAUCAAAGAUCUCACGAGGAUUCUGGUAGCUCUUCUGGACGUUCCUCGGCUGACAGUAGCGACCUCGAAGAAGAUUCUUCCUCGCAUAGAUUCUCCAGAGUGUUCGUUGUAAAUGAUGAUUCUCUUACCAGCGACAACGACAUCGAGGACAACGGUGAAGAAGAUGAUUCCGAUUCGGCUAACGAAGGUGGUGUUACUUUGAAACGUGUCAGUGCUUUACCAGAAGAAGAAUCCGUGAUACUGCAACACGUUCGUUUGUUAAACGAGGAUGGUAACUUUGAGGAUAUCAAUGGAAAUCAAACUGGUAGGAAUAGAUCCGAGGGGGAAUCAGAAUCAAGGAAAGUUAAUAAUCCAAAUGAUAGUUCGAAUUCGGAAAAGAAGAAAACUCGGGAUGGGCAGCAUAAUCAUGUAGAAGUCGAAAAUAAUGAUAGAGUACCUUUGUUACUCGAUCAUCGAUUAAUUCCAGAAGAAAUAUAUUUAGCUGACGAGAGCGAAUCCUUGGGUAAUAAAAUAGAAUUGAAAUCGGUUAGAGUCCUUGAUCCUGAUAGCAUUGAUGCAACUUCGAACAUUGGUGUAAUCGAUGAAACUUAUACGAACGACGCUAAAUCGAAUUCGGAAUUCAUUUUUACAAUGAAUUCUAUUAAGAAGUGCGAGAAAUCGAUUGAAAUCAAUCGGAUAUCGGAAAGAAAUAACGAAAAUGAUAACGAUAACGAUGCGGAAAGUGAUUUGUCAAGUUCCAGUGGCAAUUGGGAUUCCACUAUAAUACCAGACUCGUUGGAAAUAUCCAGAGAAAUGUCGAGGGACAAUUCGUCAGAUGAAAUUCUAAAGGAUAUGAAUAAAGAUGGUCACGAGGAUGACAACGUAGAUGAAAAAGAUGAACGUAGAAACUCGUCGAAUGAUAAGAAAAACGAUUGCGAAAGUCAAUCGGAUAAGCUUAACGUUUUAUCAGAGUUAUUAAACGACAAGAUAUCAGAUCAUAAGAAAGAUAAUAACGAAUCGAGUCAGAGCGUUAUCGGCAAUAUGUUUUUCUCUUCGAUGGAAAGUUCAACGGGUAACGAAACAACAACGACAGGAAGUGAAGUGAGUAGCGACGAGCUUCACGAGUACGAGGUCACACCGUUGUACGAUGGCAAUGCAACAGCAACCAGGAUUACAACUACGACGACGACGACGACGACGACGACGACGACGAUUUCCGCCAUGAACGAAGAAUUAUUGCUGUUGAAUCGAGAAGAAAUGGAAAAUACAUUGGAAAGUAUAAAUGAGUUGGAGGUUAGCGAGAUCAAAGAGGAAGAAGAAUCGUUAGACGAUAAGUUCUCGUUACAUAAUUCCAGUACAGAGGAGAGUUUUGGUGCCAGGAUAGAAGGGAAGAAGGAAGAGAAGGAGACUGGAAAGGUGAUAGAGGUGGUGGGUAAAAACGUGGGUGGAAGGAAAUGGGCAGGUCGGGAGGUAAGCAAUGUUAUAUCUAGCAAAAUUCAAGAGAUCUUCAUGAGCGGUGAACGUGCCGAGCGAAUAACUGAGACUGCGCACGAGCAUUCGCAAGAACACGGCUCGUACACGGUGAGAGGUGAGAGUCCUGCUUCGUGCGAGGUAGUAGGAAGUAAAGUCGGCGGAGGUGGUAGUCGCGACGGUGACGGUGACGGGGAAAACGACGGCAGCAGCAGCAGCAGCAGCAGCAGUGGUGGUAGUAGUAGUAGUAGUAGUAGUAGUAGUAAUGGUGGUAGUGGUAAAUGCGAUGAUAGUGAUGGUGACUCGACGGUGGGGGUAUCGACACGGUUUCGCUCAGUCGAGCGACGCCCGUCCACUCGAAAGGAGAAUGGAUUCCCUCCUGCCGCGUCAACGAAGGAUUCGACAAGAGACGACAACAACGACAACGACGACAACGACGACGACGACGACGCACCACUUUGCUACUUUCCCUCAUCGACGAUUCCUUCGAGCAAUACCACCGGUACUAACAACAACAGCAACAACAACGCUAGAUAUAAGAGCCUCGUGAUGAUUACCCAAGAAGCUUCGUAUCAACCUGUGAGCGUGAUUACGUCGGACACGACGACCUUGUUGCAACCGGAUGAAGUCCAUUCGGCUGGUCAGGGUCUGGCCGGGUAUUUCCAGCUGGCGCUCGAAGCCGUAGCUGAACAGCCUCACCGUAAAACUGGCCAACCACCUCGAAGGCCUCUCAUGGUGAAAAGAUUGCCGAGCAACGUGACCGCCAAUCAUUCCGAAGCAGAAGCGGACAGUGGUUUGAGCGUGGGUAGUGCCAGCGAGAGCGAUGACGUUUCGGUUAAGAACGCUAGUAAAAUAAAUAAUCGUUUGGAAGGCAACAAUAGCGAAGAUUCCACCCAAUCGAAAGAUCGUCAAAGUAACAAUGAUCAUCAACGGGAUGGAUUACGAGCACGUGUGCCUUCCCAAUCGAGCGACGAUAACUCGGCGGGUGGUGGGGUUGUUAUACUCGAAGAAGGAUUAGCUGACGACGAUUCCUGGGUCGAGGAAGUAUCCCACGACGAGGAUGAGCCCGAAGCUACGACAGCGACCGAGGAAAGUUCCGAGGACGAGGCCAAUAAUCUUGGAGAUCGAGAGGAAGAACUUCGAGGAUAUCACAGGCAAGCUAUCGACUUUACUCUUCAUACUAUUGUCGAGGAAUCCUGCGAGGAGAGCGAAGCCGAGCCCAGUUUGGCUACAGGUAGUCCGUCGAAAAAACAACGGCCACCGUCUGCCUCCGAAUUAGAAAAAUAUUUCUUUUUCGGACUCGGUGGCGAUGGAAACAAUUCGAGCAUGGGAUCUCGCGAGGUCGAUAGCCUCUCCGAAACUUCUUCGAUUUAUUCGGAAGGUCUGGAAUCUCUUGGACAAGACGAACCUACCAGCACAGCUUCGAAUGCUAGUACAACCACUGGCUGUCAAAGUCAAGAACGAUUGAAUUCCAGCGAUGGAUUUCUCAACUCUUCCAGAUUGGAAAAGUACUUUCUAUCGGAGUUUCUUGGAUUUGAUCAAGAUAGACGAGACUCCGAUGGAUCGGUUGGUAGCGAUUCCGAAGGAAGACCAAGUCCGGAAGCUCAACGAAGGAAACGUCUCGUUCGUGCUAGGGGUACCGGUCGAUCCCACAGUUCUUCUCUCGACAAUUUAUUGGCCUUAACGCAAAGCUCGCAAAAUUUAAGCUCCCAAAAUUCUCUGCAAGACUUAAGUCUCAAUCAAGAUUUACAGGAAACACAAUCGGAAGGAUCUUCGACCGAAACGGACGGCGCGGAGGAUGGACAAACUGCGGCUUUUGGUACCGAUGGUCAAUUCGACACGGUCAAACGGAAAAAGAAAAAGCCAAGAAAUUUGGGUACCCAGAGUCCUCGUGUACCAGACGACAGGAACAAAACUCCCGAACCAAAUAGAGAAAUGGUAUUGGUUGGAGAAGUAGUAGUAGAGGAUGAUACGGAAGCUGCUAAUUCGGAAGAUUCUGAAAGAGCUAAAACUCCUCAACCGGAAUGCGCGUUGUCUUCAUCGUCAUCGCCAUCAGUCAUCGUUGGUAAUGCAUCGACGACACCUUCUCCGCAAGUAAUUGAUUCAUCGAGAAAUCUUCUCUCAGUAACCUCGGCCGAUUCUAUCGCUUACAAUCAAAGAUCUAAACAACAAUCGAGAGAUUCCGGAUUCGUAGGUAGUUGCGAUGAUCUUUUGCAACAUCAAAAGAUACCCGAUGACGUGCAAAUUAAUUCCGAAGCUAAUCAAGAAACAGGAAAAGAUCGUACGAGGAAAGAAAGUAACGCGAGUGUUCGAACAAUCGACGAAAUCAUUUCCAACGAGACGACUAUUGUUGGUAACGAAAUAAACAAUUCGACAAAGAUCGAUCAUCCGAUCAAUCCCGCGAGCACUACUUUGCCGCACUUGCCAAAUGCAUCCCUAUCGCGAAAAGAUAGCUUUAACAAUUGGUCCAGCGACGAGGAAACGAAUCUGAUGAUGUCCAAGAUGCGACAAUUUUUCAAAACUAUGGUUGCCAAUUCGAACGGUCAAGGUCAGAAUGCAACCAAUACAAAUUCAAGCGGUGCAUCGCCGGCACCUAGUCCACGAUUACCUGGAUAUUCCUCUAAGGCAAGAAUGUGUCCUCAAAAUCGUACGAAACCACCACAAUUGGUAUACUUCGAGAACGAAUUAACCAGAUUAAUGAAAACCGUACCGGGGAUACGAGACGAACAAGUUAGAGAGAUAGUCGAGUAUCUUAGUUCCGAAGAUACGUGGUCUGAUUCUUACGACAGUUCGGAUUAUACCAGUUCGGAUUUAGAAGGGGCUGCAGGUGGUCGUCGUUCGGCAUUGCAAGAACAAAUUUCUCAAAGUUGUCAACAGAUCAUUAGCAAAUUCGAUACUACUGCUGGUGAUAAUAUUUUGAACGAUAAAGAAACUAAGGAAGAUAAUAAUAAAAAUGGAUCUACGAUUCAGGCACCUUGCCUCGGUAGGGACACGGCAUUCGUUUAUCAAAAAUUGGUACAGAGUUUCACAAAAAUGGCAGGUGACGGUGUUAGUUCCGAUACAAAUUCGACACCUCACAGCAGUCCUCCUUUAAUCGCAAAGGUUAUGCAUCAUAUAGGCAGUAGAUUGGUAGCAUUGAUGCACGAGGUGUCCGAAGGUGGUCCAGCUGUCCAGCAUCAUUCCGCAACAACAUGGAGAAGAUAUUCGCAACAUCAUCGGACUCCGUCGUCGGCUUCAACGACGGAGGACGAUGACUCUACGUCGGAUUCAACGAAUGCCACAUCUUCGACGCACCUGCAAUUACCUAGAUCUAAAUCUCACGAUCCUUUGUUACUGAUCAAUAAUCAUCCGAGUGCGUCGACCGGGCAGGAGGGAGAGGAAAGGGAAGCAAGCGAUUACGAGAGAUUCUCCUGGCGAGGUAGUUUCGAAUCGGCUUUAAUGGCAGCGGACUCGAGAACGAAAUUAAGUUUAUUAGCUUGCAGCGGAGAUGUCAGUGGGGUUGGUGCCAGUGCUAGUGCUAGUGCCUUGGCAAUGGCAGCCAAACGACGUAGUGCUGGUGAUUUGUUGUUUAAUCCUAGGAGCUUGUCGAGAGAACAAUUGGAUAGAGUUAGAAGUUGCGGUUCUAUCGGUGGUGGUAGCGGUGGGGGAGGUAUAGGAGGKGGAGGAUCUAUCGAGGAAAGGAUUUGGAGUAAUAGGAGAAGAUCAUCUGUUCCCGAUGCUAAUACUAGAGGAGAGUCUGGUGCAUCGGCAGGUGACGAGGAUACCGAGGACGAACUAGAGUACGGUGGUGGUGGUGCUGGUGGUGGUGGUGGAGAAUCUCGUGCAACGACUCUUCCUCGUGGCAUGCAAUCGGCUUUAAGCGCAGCCACGAACUCUCUACCACGUUUACCAGCUUCUACUACAACAACUGGCCUUACGACAACAUCAACGACCUCAUCGCAAAUGCAUAAAGCACAUAGCGUCUAUCAUUUUCUACCGCAACACAGUGGCGUGAAAUCGGCCAGAUAUCGACCGCCCGGAUUUGCUAGGAAUAGUAACGUAACGGGAGCCAUUGGUGGUCCGAAACGAGCGGUCAGUGCACCGGGUUUGCAGGUCUCAGGCUCGCAAAGUUCAGCUACCAAACGGGACAAUUCUAGAUCGAGAAGGCAACAGGCUAUCUCCCUCACCCCUGAUGAUGGAAGUAGUUUGUCGGAGGCGUGCAGUACGCCAAUCAUCGGUGCAGGUUCGCGUGCAGCUUCUAGUCACACGGUCAUGGAUAUGGACGAUAUGGAUCCUGGAUUGCAUUCUGGACAUCUCGCGACUCGUGCUUCUUUGUCCAGCCUUGGAGCACGAUCGGAUUCAAUGGCAUCGGUUUACAGUGGUGCCGGUGAAGGUAGAUGCUGUAGAUCGGUAGUAGUUACCGGUGAAGUAGAAUUUGCAUUGCAAUACGAUUACAAACAUCUCACGUUUGAGGUGCACGUUACCAAAUGCAAGAAUCUCGCUCCAGUUGACGUCAAACGAAAGCGAUCAGAUCCAUACGUAAAGGUCUAUCUCUUGCCGGAUAAAUCGAAGAGUGGUAAACGUAAAACGAAAGUUAAGAAGCAUACCUUGAAUCCAGAAUUUAACGAGACAUUAAAGUUUCACAUGAGCCUGAGCGGUUUGGAGACAAGGACAUUAUGGCUGACAGUAUGGCACUCGGAUAUGUUUGGACGAAAUGAUUUUCUUGGAGAAGUACGAAUGCCAUUGGAGAAUAAAAUUUUUGACGAUCCUACCCCAAGAUGGUAUCCCCUUCAGGAAAGAACAGAACCAUUCGACGACCCGAUCGCUUACAAAGGUGAAGUAAUCGUUGGUUUGAAGUUCGUACCACCCGAUCCCGCACAACAACAAGAACGUGAGUUGGGCUCCGAUCAUAACAAGGGUGCUUCCAAGUCGAGGAAAAAUUGGAGUCGUGGUGCAUUGCACGUUCUCGUUAAGGAGGCUAGAAAUUUGCAAACCAGAGCUAAAAAUUCUGGAACCUGCGAUCCCUUUUGCAAAAGUUACCUGCUACCGGACAAAGGUAGAUCUGGUAAACAAAAAACUGGUGUAGUUCGUCGAUCAGGUGGUUCUCCAGUUUGGGGUCAUACUUUCAUUUACAAAGACGUCAGUUUGCAAGAGUUAGCCGAGCGAGGAUUGGAAUUAACGGUAUGGGAUCACGAUCGUAUCGCCAGUAAUGAGUUCUUAGGCGGUGUUCGUUUCAAUCUUGGUACCGGAAAACAUUAUGGGAAACCAGUUGAUUGGAUGGACGCAACGGGCCGUGAAUUAUCAUUAUGGCAAAGUAUGCUCGAAAGGCCUAAUUUCUGGGUCGAAGGUGCAGUGACUUUAAGGCCAAAUCUACACAAUCAUGGCAAAGCUAAUGGUUCUUAAUUAGAUUCAUCCAUUAUCUAUGAAUUAUGAUCGAAAUUAUUCAUUUGAAUUCGAUCAUAUUUCUUUUGGGGUCACAAUACUAAGCUCGAUUAUGAUAUGAACUUCCAUAAUAUACAUACAUAACAUUAAUAUCAAAUUUUAGUUAAUCGUUGUAAAUAAAUUAUUAGGCGAGAUGUGGUCUCGUUUAUUCGACGAUAAAUUAUAAUCAGUGCCUUUCGGGAUAAUUAACGAAAAAAAUAAAUAAAGUAAAAGACACUUGGUGGUGAAAUAAAGUACGGAAAGUAAAAGGAAAGGAAAUAUUCGAAUGAAUGAAAUAAACUAUUCCCUUCUUAAGGGCACACGAAAGUGUAGUAUACAUUACGUAUAUACUACAUUUGAAUGUAUAUGAAACGAGACCGAUCAUGUGAUCAAUAUUAUAUACAUAUACAUAUACCUACAUGUAUGUAAUACUUCGAUCUAUUUUCUAAACGCUUAUAUACAUUCGUAUUACUUUCCCGAACGUAAUUUGACAAAUUUCAAAACAAAAUGAUCAAUUAAUAUAUUAUCGUAUACUAUAUAUACGUCAAACUAAUACGAUUUCGAAUUAUAAAUUCGAAAUUUUCUGAACGUUCGUAUAAUAUAAUAUCGGAAAUGUGUAUCGACGUUUUUUUAAUGAACUUUAAUCAAAUAUAAUACGAUAUAUUAAAAUGACAUUUGAAAUAAAAUGGACCAACCGUCCGUGGUUUCAAACGGGCGACAUUAUAAUUCUAAUUUGCGAAGGGAAGAUCUUGAAGAAAAAAGUCUUUCGUAUUUUAUAUAAAAUAUUGCUUACUUUUGUUUUUCUUUUUGAUUUUUGUUUCCCUGCCCCCCCCCCCCAAUAACAACAAGAGUGCCAAAAAAAAUAAAAGAAAAUAAUGAGAAAACCUCUCGCCGUGUUUGAAACGCAUAAUCGUGUUUAAAAAGUAAUACAGUAUACGCCAACACACUUACCUUUCUUUUUAAAAGAAAGAUGCUUCCAGAGUGUACAAUACAAACGAAUAAGAAGGAUAGAAAUAUUAUUUGUUCAAUUUCUACUGUCCUCGUCGUUGGACAAGAGAAUUCACGGAACGGUAUAUUUAAGGAUUAUUAAAUAUGACCGAUUUCCGAUAUGAAAAGAAUAA
This is a messenger RNA of Polistes canadensis, 12815 nucleotides long. RefSeq names its product serine-rich adhesin for platelets-like. The record is from RefSeq and is a predicted model, not a curated record. Gene Ontology annotation, cellular component: plasma membrane; exocytic vesicle. Gene Ontology annotation, biological process: exocytosis. Lineage: Eukaryota; Metazoa; Arthropoda; Insecta; Hymenoptera; Vespidae. The coding region runs from base 1120 to 11676 and encodes 3518 amino acids. Gene Ontology annotation, molecular function: neurexin family protein binding. The transcript is spliced from 18 exons.